Molecule: messenger RNA, 321 nt
Organism: Prorocentrum cordatum
Lineage: Eukaryota; Dinophyceae; Prorocentrales; Prorocentraceae
Source: the annotation of a GenBank genome assembly
AUGUCGCGGCCGCUGUCCGCGACCCGCAGGUACAGCUACCGAUUCCCGGCCGGGGGCGACCCCACCGAGGCGCAGGUGUUCUUCGCCGACGGCCCCUCGGAGGGCCAGUUCUUCCACAGCCUCCGGCUGCAGGAGGGCGCCUGGGCCGCGCACCACCUGUGCGUGGCGGACCACUAUAGCGGCGAGUUCCGGGCAGCCUCCGCCUCGCGCUGGGAGGCCGUGUGGCGCGUGCGGGGCCCGAAGAAGGACCAGGUCCUCCACAGCGUCUACGAGCGAGAGGCGCCGGCUGCUGGCGCGCGGGCAGAGGAGGAUCGGCCGUGA